This is a messenger RNA of Lycium barbarum (goji berry), 1437 nucleotides long. RefSeq names its product 14-3-3-like protein GF14 iota. The record is from RefSeq and is a predicted model, not a curated record. The coding region runs from base 114 to 935 and encodes 273 amino acids. The transcript has 7 exons. Gene Ontology annotation, cellular component: cytoplasm. Gene Ontology annotation, biological process: signal transduction. NCBI's taxonomy places the organism in Eukaryota, Viridiplantae, Streptophyta, Magnoliopsida, Solanales, Solanaceae.
AGAAGAAAAAAGAAUUUUGAUUGGAACAACUAUAGUAAUCUCUCUUGGCAUUUAUUAGCAUCAAUAUCAUUUUAUCUUGUUUGUUGCAGAGUAAUACAUUUGCCUAAAAAAAUAUGUCGAAGGAAAAGGAAAGAGAAACUCAUGUUUACACGGCCAAGCUCGCCGAACAAGCUGAACGUUAUGAUGAAAUGGUUGAGAGCAUGAAGAAAGUUGCAAAACUCGACGCUGAACUGACAGUGGAGGAAAGGAACUUGCUUUCUGUUGGUUACAAGAAUGUUAUUGGAGCUCGAAGGGCUUCGUGGCGUAUUAUGUCUUCCAUCGAGCAGAAAGAAGAGUCGAAAGGGAAUGAGAACAACGUGAAGCUGAUUAAGGGAUAUCGUCAGAAAGUCGAACAGGAGUUGUCCAAGAUUUGCCAUGAUAUUCUUGAAAUCAUAGACAAACAUCUAAUUCCAUCAUCUGGCACUGGAGAAGCUACCGUCUUUUAUUACAAAAUGAAAGGAGAUUAUUAUCGUUACCUUGCUGAGUUCAAGACUGAUCAGGAAAAGAAAGAGGCUUCUGAACAAUCAUUGAAGGGCUACGAGGCUGCUACAGCCACUGCAAACUCUGAUCUCCCUUCAACACAUCCGAUCAGGCUUGGUCUUGCUUUGAACUACUCCGUAUUCUACUAUGAGAUCAUGAAUUCUCCCGAAAGGGCUUGUCACUUGGCCAAACAAGGCUUUGAUGAGGCAAUAGCGGAGUUGGACACUUUGAGUGAAGAAUCAUACAAAGACAGUACCUUAAUCAUGCAACUGUUGAGAGACAAUCUCACACUGUGGACCUCUGAUUUGCCCGAAGACGGAGUUGAAGAGAAUUCGAAAGCUGAUGAACCGAAAGCUGCAGAACCUCCUCAAAAAGCAGCAGAAGCAACUCAAAAAACGGAAGAUCCGCCUCAAUAAAGGAAGCACGAGGAGCUACAUGACAGGCAGUAUGCUCGGGAAAUUUCUGCCCUUUCCCUCAGCUGUCUUAGAGAUGAUACCGUGUGCAUGAUUUUGCAAUGCCUCCCAUCAGAAGAAGAUGCAGUUCGUAAUUUGAUCGAUACAUUUUCAUUUCAUUCCAUUUUUUUCCCAUUUAUUUAUGUUCGUUGGUGGAGAAGUGUUAUUCAACUUGAUCUUUUUCGAAUGAGUCUUCGUCUUUUGUUAGUACCUUAAUUUUUUUUCAUUGAAGGACAAAGAAAGAGGAUUUUCUGGAAGAUUUUGAUCCAAUUCCUUCAUAUUAGUAUUACUUAUUGUAAUUGGACAAAUUUGUGCUAAUGAAGAACAAAAAUGGAUCCUAAAAAGUUAUUCCAUUUAAGUAUUCCUCCUCCUUUAUUGAGUGUUAGAUGAUAAUAAUGUAGCUGCAUAAUGUGCUCUGUGGUUCUACCAAAAAGCUUUAUUAAUAGAGCUUCUUGUCUGAUAAAAA